AUGCCAUUCUCACUUCCCACUCCACUUGCACUGGUUGUCAAUCAUGAAGAUACCGCGGACUUCAAGCACGUUACGACUGGCAAACAGCCUAGAAUAGAGGCUUCCAACACUCGCGGCGCAACUCACCGCCUCCCAUACAAAGUCGUCAACAUCUUCCGCAUCGAACGCCAAGGCGAAAACGACUGCUUCAACACAUCCCCUUACGCCAGUAUCGCCAACAGCGACCGCCGCCUCCUCUGGCACGGCUCCCGCAGUACAAACUUCGGUGGAAUCCUCAACCAAGGUCUCCGCAUUGCGUCCCCAGAAGCCCCAGUCAACGGCUACAUGUUCGGCAAGGGAGUGUAUCUGGCCGACACAUCCAGCAAAUCCGCCAACUACUGCUGCCACUACAACAGUGGCGGCAUGGCUCUUCUCCUACUCUGUGACGCCGAAGUCGGCGCCCCAAUGCUGGACAGUUGCUGA
Molecule: messenger RNA, 462 nt
Organism: Penicillium arizonense
Lineage: Eukaryota; Fungi; Ascomycota; Eurotiomycetes; Eurotiales; Aspergillaceae
Exons: 1
Coding region: 1-462 (153 amino acids)
Molecular function (GO): NAD+ poly-ADP-ribosyltransferase activity
Source: RefSeq, a predicted model, not a curated record